Molecule: messenger RNA, 1527 nt
Organism: Tripterygium wilfordii
Lineage: Eukaryota; Viridiplantae; Streptophyta; Magnoliopsida; Celastrales; Celastraceae
Exons: 2
Coding region: 584-1207 (207 amino acids)
Source: RefSeq, a predicted model, not a curated record
CUACUCCCAUCGUGUGAUUAGUUAUUUUAUCUCCGUCUUCCUUUUUAUCUCUCUCUCUGCUUCCUCUAGAUCCGAACGGUCCGUUUCAGGUAGUAUUUCUUUGUACCGUUUCCUCGGAAAAAGAGCAAAGAUCGAGGCGCUCUCCAUUCGGGAAAGGACAGAAGGCCAUGUAAUCUGUUCCCUGAGGGUAAUUAUUAAUUCCACACUCUUAUCAAACCUAGUGUUCCUUGGUGCACAAGAUGGGUAAAUGCAAGGGCUGUGGGAAAUUAGGGAGAAUGAUGCCAAGAGAUGAGUCUAGGAGUGGUUACCAUUUUACUCUUCUAUUGUCGCCUGUUGUUUCUGUUUGGGAUUGCAUCGUUCGUAAAAUGAGGUAUUCCUACAGGCCUGAGUGGGUGUAGUUAUUUACUUUAUUGGAUUAUUCAAGUUCUGAACAACCAAAUUAGCUAGAAAUUAUAUAGAUUGAAAAAGAAAAGAAAAAAAAGAAGAAGGAGAUGGAAACACAUAGGAAAAUGUAUACAUUUUGGGUUGUUCUUUAGGAUAAGCUGAGCAAACAGGAUUGUGUAUAAUUAGAUUGGUAGCUUUCAUGGAUAACGCGAUAUGUAAUAAGGUGCAACCUGUUGUGAGAAAAGUGAAGAAAAAGCAGGCUAAGGGUGAGUUGGAUCGUCUUAAACAGGCUGAGAAGAAAAAGAGGCGCUUGGAAAAGGCUCUUGCUGCUUCUGCAGCCAUCCGAUCUGAGUUAGAGAAGAAAAAGCAGAAAAAGAUUGAAGAACAGCAGAGGCUUGAUGAAGAGGGUGCUGCAAUUGCAGAGGCUGUUGCUUUGCAUGUACUACUUGGUGAAGAUUCUGAUGAUCCAUGUAAAAUUAUGCUAAACAGGGAAGAGGGAUUUAACCCUUGGCAUUGUGUGGAGAAUUUUGACCUAUGUAUGGGUGGAAGGAGAGCAUAUCUUCCUCAUCAAUACCAUGUAAAUUGUCCAGGUAAUGGGUUAGAUGAACAUGGAUACAAGUUGGGGGACCAUGAAAGUGGCGACUGGCCUCUCUCAUAUGCGCCUGUUGAAAGAAGUCUCUGUGCACCAUAUUUUGGUGAUGCAAGCUGGGGUACUGAAGAGUUCUCUGCUGGUCUUCUUGCAGCUCAGGCUGUCUCGUCUCUUCAGAUUGCAGAGGAUGCGCAUGUAGACACUGUUGUGCUUGAUGGAAUACUGAGAGAAUAGAGACACAUGUUCAGUUAUAUAUUGUUGUUCCGCUUGAAGGAGUCUUUGUCAUGGUUUUCAAAAACAGUUUGUACAUAUUGGUGAAAGUUUGGUCAUUGUACCUUUGAGAUCUGCAAUUUGUUGCAUCUCUGUUGAAUAAUGUUGUGCUGAUAGUUAUUUCAUUUCAUAGAAUGUUUUUUUUCCUCUCCCCAAGUGGUCUUCUUCACCAGGCUUGGAGAUUGUGGACUGAUUUUUGUUCCUAGUGUUGAAGCCAUGAAUUUUAGACUUGUAUUUUUGUAAGUUACUUGAUAAUUAGAAGAACAUUUGAAUUUUUUUUUUCC